AUGCCGGGGCGGGGGGCAGGGGUAGCAGAGGCCGGGCCGCGCCUCCGGCGGGGCCGCUGGGGCAAGGGGUCGGCGGGGCCGGCCGGGAAGGCAGUGGGCCGCGGCGGGCCGGCGGCGGGCUGGAUCCCGCUGGCUCUCGUGACGCUCUCGGCCUUCGCCACCCGCUUCCACCGCCUGCCGGAGCCGCCCCACGUCUGUUGGGACGAGACACACUUUGGAAAAAUGGGAAGUUACUACAUCAAUCGCACCUUUUUUUUUGAUGUCCACCCACCCCUGGGGAAGAUGCUGAUAGGACUAGCUGGCUAUUUGAGCGGCUAUGAUGGCACCUUCCCUUUCCAGAAGCCAGGGGACCGAUACGAACAUCACAGCUAUGUGGGGAUGAGAGGGUUCUGUGCUUUCCUGGGCUCCUGGCUGGUCCCCUUUGCCUACCUCACGGUGCUGGAGCUGACCAAGUCCCUACCUGCGGCCUUGCUGGCGGCUACCUCUUGCUUUUCAGACACAGGUUGCCUCACUCUAUCUCAGUAUAUCCUCCUGGACCCCAUCCUGAUGUUCUUCAUCAUGGCUGCCACGCUGAGCAUGGUCAAACACCACUCUUGUGCGGACAGGCCCUUCUCUACCCCGUGGUGGCUCUGGCUCACCCUGACAGGGGCCAGUCUGGCCGGUGCUCUAGGGGUCAAGUUCGUUGGCCUCUUUAUUGUCCUGCAUGUAGGACUGAACACAAUUUCAGACCUUUGGGAACUGCUGGGAGACCUCAGUCUUACACUGGUAAUGCUGGGGAAACACUUGGUGGCUCGGAUCUUGUGUCUGAUUGUGCUGCCUCUUGCUCUCUACACAGCCCUGUUUGCCGUUCACUUCCUCGUGUUGAAUAGAAGUGGUCCCGGCGAUGGUUUCUUCAGCUCUGCCUUCCAAUCCCGGCUGACGGGGAACAACCUACACAAUGCCUCCAUACCAGAGCACCUGGCCUACGGCUCUGUGAUCACGGUGAAGAAUCUCGGAAUGGCCAGUGGCUACCUGCACUCUCACUGGCACUUGUACCCUGAGGGAAUUGGCGCCCGCCAGCAGCAGGUCACGACGUAUCUUCACAAGGACUAUAACAACCUGUGGAUUGUGAAAAAACCCAGCGUCAACACAGAUCCUUCCUUCACAGUGGAAUUUGUGAGACAUGGAGACAUCAUUCGGCUGGAGCACAAAGAGACUUCGCGAAACCUACAUAGUCACCAGCAUGAGGCCCCCAUGACCCGGAAGCACUAUCAGGUCACUGGCUACGGGGUGAACGGCACGGGAGACUCGAAUGAUUUCUGGCGGAUCGAAGUGAUGAACCGCAAAGCUGGGAACCGGAUCAAGGUCUUACGCAGCCGGAUCCGACUGAUCCACCUGGCCACUGGCUGUGUCCUGGGCUCUUCGGGGAAGACGCUACCCAAGUGGGGCUGGGAGCAGCUGGAGGUCACCUGCACCCCUUACCUGAAGGAAACCCCCAAUUCUGUCUGGAACAUCGAGGACCACAUCAAUCCUAAAUUGCCAAAUAUCAGCCUGGAGGUGCUGAAGCCCAGUUUUCCCGAGAUCCUCCUGGAGUCCCACAUGGUCAUGAUCCGGGGGAACAGCGGCCUCAAGCCCAAGGAAAAUGAAGUCACAUCCAAGCCUUGGCACUGGCCCGUUAACUACCAGGGCCUGCGUUUCUCGGCCAUCAACGAACAGAUUAUGCGGUAUUUACUUGGGAAUCCAGUGGUCUGGUGGUUGAAUCUGCUGAGCAUUGGCCUUUAUCUCUUCCUGGGAAGCAUCACCAUGGUGACUCUGCAGAGAGGAGUUCGCUUGCCAGCAGAGGCCAAAGGGCUGGCCCGCGUCCUGCUGCAUGGAGGGGGUCAGGUGCUGUUGGGCUGGCUGCUCCACUUACUCCCAUUCUUCGCCAUUGGGCCGAGUCUCUACUUCCAUCACUACUUCCCAGCCAUGCUUUUCUCCAGCAUGUUAACAGGGAUCACCUGGGACACCUUCCUGAGGUUCUGCGCCUGGCGCCUGGCACCUUUCAACCUGGCUAGGAGGAUACAUAUUUUCGGGAUCCUGAGCAUGAUCCUGGGUACUGCCUAUAGCUUCUACCUUUUCCACCCUCUGUCCUACGGAAUGGUCGGUCCCCUGGCUCAGGACCCCCACAGCCCAAUGGCAGGACUAAGGUGGCUGGACUCAUGGGAGUUUUAGAGCUCACGACGGCUUCCCAGGAGGCUCCCAGCAGGCCACCGAGGACCAAAUCUGGAGGAAAUCGUCCGUGGAUCUGGCUCUGUGGUGCUCCUUCAGGCAAGUAGCUGAAGGAACAUUCUUCUCCUGAGGACACUGGCAAGCCUGCUGCCCCCAACCCUCCGGUUCUCUAGCAACACACCUCUGGAGCAGAGUCGGCGGUGCCCGAGGCCCGAGACUCCACACAUCCCGUGGACGUUCUCCUGGGGCAGUUUUGGGGUGGAACAUCUCCCUCUCGGGGUAAUCUGGGUUCGUCAGUGAGUGACCAAAGGGGGCGGGCGGGGGGGAAGGGAGGGAGCCUGCAAGGGUUUGAGGUAUGUUUGUAAGGAAUGUGUUGCCAUGUGUGUGAACCUUCAAGGGACUGGUUGUAUGCAAGAGCGGUUGACUGGA
This is a messenger RNA of Ornithorhynchus anatinus (platypus), 2616 nucleotides long. RefSeq names its product protein O-mannosyltransferase 2 (gene POMT2). The record is from RefSeq and is a predicted model, not a curated record. Gene Ontology annotation, biological process: protein O-linked glycosylation via mannose. NCBI's taxonomy places the organism in Eukaryota, Metazoa, Chordata, Mammalia, Monotremata, Ornithorhynchidae. Gene Ontology annotation, molecular function: dolichyl-phosphate-mannose-protein mannosyltransferase activity. Gene Ontology annotation, cellular component: endoplasmic reticulum; membrane.